CGAUCAUUCAUCAUUUACCCUCAAUCUCCUUCAACUUAUUAGCAUGGUAGUCCUCGCAGCCGCUGUCGUCACAAAAGGCGGAAAACCCGUGAUCGCUAGAGUCUUCAAAGACCUACCCCGUGCGAGGAUCGAAUCACUACUUUCGACCUUUCCAAAGCUUGUACCGCCUUCAUCCCAGCACACUGUGAUCGAUGACCCAGCGUCUGCUAUCCGUUAUGUCUAUCAACCGCUUGAAGAUCUUUGGCUGGUAGUCCUCACAAAUCGCCAAAGCAACAUUCUUCAAGAUAUCGACACUCUUCACCUACUCUCAAGGAUAGUCUCAGACUUUUGCCGUGGUUCUGUGACCGAAUCAGAGGUCUUGAGCAGAAGCUUUGAAGUUCUCAGUAGUUUCGAUGAAGUGGUCUCUCUGGGUUACCGUGAAAAGGUCGAUCUCAAUGGAAUUAGAAGUGUGAUGGAAAUGGAAAGUCAUGAAGAAAAGAUUCAAGAUAUCAUCGCCAAAAAUAAAGAGCAGGAAGCCAAAGAGGAACUUAAAAGGCGCGCCAAACAGCUCGACAUGCAACGUCGGGAUGCCGCCAAACGAGGUCAAGCUGAUGUCUAUGCGGCCGGCAUGCAGGGAUCUGGCGGUGGCGGAUAUGAUCGACCUUAUCAACCUACACCCGUCCCACCUACGAUUCGGGACGAUCCUUACAGAUUGAGAGCUGACAUUCAGCGAUUCUCUAGUCGACCGUCAGCACCCGCUGCGAAACCAUUCAAGACGAAGGGUAUGCAACUGGGGAGCAAAGGCAAAAGUGGGCACGGUCAAGGAGGAUUGUUGGACGCAUUGGGAGAUGAUUACGUUGCGCCCGAGCCUCAACUUGCCGCUGUCAAUACUUCAUCUCAUUCUGGGCUUCCAAGUCCGACCCCCGCCCCACAGUCUGCUACCACAAAAGCUGAUGUCAACCCAUUCGCGCCUGAUCAUCAAGAAGACGUGCAUCUCGUUAUCCGAGAAAAACUUUCAGCUGAAUUAGCUCGAGAUGGUGGUGUAGCCGCCAAUGCGUCAAUGGUUCUUUCAGGGUCUCUCGAUCUGAAAGUGGGCACAGCAAGUGCAUCGAAGAUUUGGCUAAAAGUUCAAAGUGCUGUCAACAAAGGACUACUAAGUGCUGGUGACUUACAAUUUAAGACACAUCCUAACGUCGACAAAAAAGCUUGGGCAGAAAACCAGGUGAUCAAGUUGAAAGAUCCAGCUAGAGGUUUCCCAGUCGGUCAAGGGUUAGGAGUUCUGAAAUGGCGUUUAAUGACCAAGGAUGAAACUCUAAUUCCUGUCUCAAUUAAUUGCUGGCCCACUCAGAAUGACGACGGAAGCUGCGACGUAAACAUUGAGUACGAGGCCGAAAAUGAUCACAUUCAGCUCCACAAUUUGGUCAUAACCCUCCAACUUCCUGAAGGAUCUGCACCAAAUGUCACGCAGUGUGACGGAACAUGGAAGCUUCAAACAGAUGAUGGUACUUGGGCGUUACAAUGGUCAAUUGCGCCCGAUGAGUCUGGUGUCGCACCCAGUACGGGGACGAUGGAAUUCAACUGUCCAAGGGCCGAGACCGACUCAUUUUUCCCUGUGACAGUGGACUUCAUCAGUGAGAAGGGGUUAUGUCAAGUCUCGGUGGACGAGGUAUCUAACAUCGAAGGGGAUGAGGCAGUAGAGUUUUCAACUGAUAGCUUGUUGAAUACAGAUGAGUACUUUGUGGCAUGAUUGUUCUAUUAUUGGUGUCUUUGUGUAUGUAGUUAGAAUGAGAGCGCCUUCUUUAGGCAGUCAGAGAGGUCGAAAGCCAUGGAUUCUAAAAAACUAAAAUUUGAAGAUACAAAUGUUACAUC
Melampsora larici-populina 98AG31 is the source of this 1848-nucleotide messenger RNA. RefSeq lists its product as uncharacterized. The transcript is spliced from 11 exons. The record is from RefSeq and is a predicted model, not a curated record. NCBI's taxonomy places the organism in Eukaryota, Fungi, Basidiomycota, Pucciniomycetes, Pucciniales, Melampsoraceae. Gene Ontology annotation, biological process: retrograde vesicle-mediated transport, Golgi to endoplasmic reticulum; Golgi localization; endoplasmic reticulum to Golgi vesicle-mediated transport. Gene Ontology annotation, cellular component: cytosol; COPI vesicle coat. The coding region runs from base 44 to 1726 and encodes 560 amino acids.